CACUGGGAAGACACAGGAUUCAUUUGUAUGGUGCCGUAGUCAUCAGGAUUCAUAUGGUGCCAUACAGUCGUCGGGAUUCAUAUGGUGCCAUAGCUUUCUUGACAGACAACAUAUGUAUAUACAUAUUCGACAGACUAAAUUCAGUAUUAUACACAUCAAUUUUAAGUGUGGGUAACUAUCAAGCAUUGAGCUGAUAUGGGUAAUGUAGACAGUGUGCCUAUUGUAUCUCAGGCCAAGUCGGCUGUACAGGCUUGUCACGGGGACAUGGAUGGUGCCACCAGAACCCAAGAAAACUUCUCUAAGCAGUGUGUAAUCAUCUCACAAGUGCGCUCGGCCAUCGAGGUCAGCAUGGGUGACACAGACGCCGCAACUGCCACUCAGCUAGAGUUCAUUGAUCCUAAGAACCUGGCUGCUCAAGCAGGCGUGGUCGUCGGAGCAGUAGUGGCUCCCAUUGUAGCCGUAGCGAGUGUUUCGGCUCUCGGAUUCGGUGCUGGAGGGAUAGUCGCAGGCUCUCCAGCAGCGGGGAUUAUGGCUUAUUCGGGCGGGGCUGUUGCAUCUGGCUCUACAUGCGCUGUACUGCAGUCUGUAGGUGCUGCUGGGUUGGGUGCCGCAUCGACCAGUGCGCUCGUGGUGGGAGGUGGACUAGCAACUGGAUCGGCGUUGGCUGAGACCGCUGCGUGUAUUCCUGGGUACAGUGGGAACGGCAACUCAGUUGGCGUAAUAUGUCCAGGAAUUGAUUUACAUCGUUCGAGGAAGGGAGUGAAUAGAAAGGCUCCGGGAGGGGCAGUGGUUUAUAGUUGGAUAGGUUUCGGGGGCUGAAACGCUGAAAGUAGAUUACGGACGAAGCAUAUGCGAACGAACUGAGCUCAGCAGUAGAUGUAGAAUAUGUACGGAGAUGCAUUGUGAUCAGAGGACAUUGCUCAAUAUGUAAAAUUGAGACGGCCAUACUCAUCAAUCUACUUGUUUUUAGUGCUCUGCUCAUUGUGUUCACGUGUGCUUCGUUUAUUGUAUCACUCACUCCAUAGGAUAAGAAUUGUGGGUAAGUGAAUAUCGAAUAAGCUAUACAACAACCAAAUCGGCGGUGUAGUGUUUGGUCGCAAUAGGAGGUUUCCUCGUCGCGCAGUUCCUUAGUUGUGGCUUCGUCUCUUGCAAAUAAUUGUUUUCCUCGACACCUUUAGUUGAUAUCGCAAGCUACGUUUCACGCUUUUAUUAUUGCAGAAAGUGUGUCGGAUUUAUUCCUAUACAAAACGUAGGUUUCGUUAUUGCAAACAUAAAAAUGGGGUAAAUUCUAGUCAUAAUUUUGUAAUUGAACAUACAAGAUUUCAUUCUAGAUGAAUUCGAGCCAUUGGCCGUGUACAUCUUAGCAGCGUGACCGUGUACAUCUCUACGUGCGUGUACAUCUCUGCGAAUAUGCUAUUGUAACGCAAGUGAUAUGAAUGCGCCAGACAUUUGCAACUGCA
Messenger RNA from Sphaeroforma arctica JP610, 1460 nucleotides. RefSeq lists its product as hypothetical. Bases 196 to 819 code for a protein of 207 amino acids. Gene Ontology annotation, cellular component: membrane. The transcript has a single exon. Lineage: Eukaryota; Ichthyosporea; Ichthyophonida. The record is from RefSeq and is a predicted model, not a curated record.